GUCAACUGGAACACGAGCCUAUAAACCCACGUGGAGAUGGCACUGAGUUACUGGGCCAAGUGGCAGAGGGACUCUCAUAAGGUUUAGAGAAACCAGGAGACGGCUGUCAUGGCGGGGAAGCCCUUGCUUCACUACUUCGAUGGACGGGGCAGGAUGGAGUGUAUCCGGUGGCUCCUGGCUGCAGCUGGAGUGGAGUUUGAUGAGAAAUUUAUAGAAACUUCAGAAGACUUGGAUAAGUUAAGAAAUGAUGGGAGUCUGAUGUUCCAGCAAGUGCCAAUGGUUGAAAUCGAUGGGAUGAAGCUGGUGCAGACCAGAGCCAUUCUCAACUACAUCGCCAGCAAAUACAACCUCUAUGGGAGAGACAUAAAGGAGAGAGCCCUGAUUGAUAUGUACACAGAAGGUGUGUGCGAUUUGGGAGAAAUGAUCAUGCUUUUGCCAUUGUGCCCCCCUGCGGAGAAAGAUACCAAGUUGGCCCAGAUCCGAGAGAAAACAACAAACCGCUAUCUCCCUGCGUUCGAAAAAGUGUUGAAGAGCCACGGACAGGAAUACCUUGUGGGCAACCGGCUGAGCCGGGCUGACGUGCACCUGGUUGAGCUGCUCUACUACGUGGAAGAGGUGGACCCCAGCCUUCUGGCCAGCUUCCCGCUGCUGAAGGCCCUGAAAAGCAGAGUCAGCAAUCUCCCUACCGUGAAGAAGUUUCUGCAGCCUGGCAGCCAGAGGAAGCCUCCCUUAGAUGAGAAAAGUUUGGAAAAAGCAAUGAAGAUUUUCAGAAUUAAAUAAAACAAGCAUGGCUGCCCAGGACAUGCAGAAUCCGUCUUCUAAAGCUUUCCGACAAUGAAAUGUUUACCUAAAUGUACAUCCUGGUUAUUUUGAAGGCUAAUAAACUUUUCCAAAGUGUAAGCGCUAAUUUCAUUAGAAUGCAGAAUUAGUUGCAGAACAACCUCUUUUGUUUUGUUCAUGUAUAAAAUCAUGAUCUCUUCCUAGAAUGUGUCUUGGACUUACACAUAAAUAAAAGGACCAAAAAGUA
Molecule: messenger RNA, 1027 nt
Organism: Camelus dromedarius (Arabian camel)
Lineage: Eukaryota; Metazoa; Chordata; Mammalia; Artiodactyla; Camelidae
Product: glutathione S-transferase A1
Exons: 7
Coding region: 109-780 (223 amino acids)
Biological process (GO): glutathione metabolic process
Cellular component (GO): extracellular exosome; cytosol
Molecular function (GO): glutathione transferase activity
Source: RefSeq, a predicted model, not a curated record